Messenger RNA from Balaenoptera acutorostrata (minke whale), 1101 nucleotides. RefSeq names its product archaemetzincin-2-like. Gene Ontology annotation, molecular function: metallopeptidase activity. Bases 37 to 1101 code for a protein of 354 amino acids. The transcript is spliced from 2 exons. The record is from RefSeq and is a predicted model, not a curated record. Gene Ontology annotation, biological process: proteolysis. Lineage: Eukaryota; Metazoa; Chordata; Mammalia; Artiodactyla; Balaenopteridae.
CCCGUUCAAAGGGAAGGAUGAAAUCUCUGCGCAGGCAUGCGAUGUGAAUGGAAGAAGCCUGUCACUAUGCAAACAGUACGGCACUCUGAACACACACUAAAGACAGCUCUCAUCUCAAAGAACCCAGCACUUGUGUCACAGUAUGAGAAGUUAGAUGCUGGGGAAAAGCGUCUGAUGGAUGAAGCCUUCCGGCCAGACAGUAAUCUCUUUGGACCCAUUACUUUGCAUUCACAGUCAGACUGGAUAACCUCCCAUCCUGAGGCUCCCCAAGACUUUGCAGAGUUUUUCAAUGAUCCUUACAGAAAGACACCUUCUCCACAGAAGCACAGUAUUUAUAUACAGUGCAUUGGAUCGCUAGGAAACACCGGAAGUAUCAGUGAAGAAUAUGUGAAAUGGUUCAAGGGCUACUGUGAAGCAUUUUUCUAUGGCUUGACGGUAAAACCCCUAGAACCAGUUCCUGUCUCUGCAACGAGGUGUUCCUUUAGAAUCAAUGAUAACACACAGAACCUACAGAUUCAUGCAAGGCAGAUCCUGAAGUUCUUAAAAAAGAAGAAACCUGAAGAUGCUUUUUGUGUUGUGGGAAUAAUAAUGAUCGAUCUUUACCCAAGAGACUCCUGGAAUUUUGUCUCUGGACAGGCCUCUUUGACAGAUGGUGUGGGGAUAUUCAGCUUUGCCAGGUACGGCAGUGAUUUUUACAUCUCACACUAUGAAGGCAAACUGAAGAAGCUGCAGAAGAAAUCUUCACGUGACUACUCAGUUUUUGAUAAUUAUUACGUUCCUGAAGUGGCCAGUGUUUUGCUGCUUCAGUCCUGUAAGACUUUAACCCAUGAGAUUGGACAUAUCUUUGGACUUCAGCACUGCCAGUGGCUCACAUGCUUGAUGCAAGGCUCCGACCACUUGGAAGAAGCUGACCAGCGUCCCCUCGACCUUUGCCCCAUCUGUUUAUGCAAGUUGCAGAGUGCUAUUGGCUUCCACCUUAAAGACAGAUACAAAGGGACACGGGUUCCAGCCCUGGCGGUCCUUAUUACCUGGGCCUCUUCCCAGUCUCAGCUUUGUGAACCUCCCAAAGCCUCCGCCAUCCUCCCGCUGGAGCCAGGGUGA